Herpailurus yagouaroundi (jaguarundi) is the source of this 680-nucleotide messenger RNA. Its product is annotated as SRA stem-loop-interacting RNA-binding protein, mitochondrial-like. Lineage: Eukaryota; Metazoa; Chordata; Mammalia; Carnivora; Felidae. The record is from RefSeq and is a predicted model, not a curated record. Gene Ontology annotation, molecular function: RNA binding.
CCAACGUGGGGUUCGAACUCAUGAACUGCGAGAUCAUGACCUGAGCCGAAGUCAGACGCUCAGCCAACUGAGCCACCGAGGCACCCCAAAGUUAGAAUCUUAUAAGCAGCAAGAUAAAAACAACUUAAUAUAUACAAGGGAAACUCCAUAAGGCCAUCAGAUUUUUCGGCAGAGAUGUUGAAACCAGAAGAGAAUGGCAUCCAACAAAGAGUUCUCAACCUAGCAAAAUUAUCAUUCAGACUUGAGGGAGAGAUUAAGAGUUUUCCAGACAGAUCUAAAGAUGGCAACUUCAUUAGUGAGGGACUCUGUGGCACUGUGCAUGAGUACUAGCCCUCCUGUGGCUUCUGUCGGAAAAAUUCCCUGGACCGCAGCCUCGAGUGAGCUGAGAGAACACUUUGCCCAGUUUGGCCAUAUAUGAAAGUGCACUGUAUCUUUUGACAAGACUGGAUUUUACAGAGGCAUGGGUUGGAUUCAGUUUUCGUCAGAAGAAGAACUUCAGAGUGCACUACAACAAGAAUACCAUAUUAUUGGUGGAGUAAAGCUCCAUAUUCAAGCUCAGAGACCAAAAGCUUUGCAGGGGAAUCAAAGAUCUGAUGAAGAGAAGGAUUUUUGAGACUAUUUUGAGACUAUUACUACAAGCAAAAGUUAAAGGAGUUCAUCACUACUCAACUGACCUUAUA